AUGGCAGCGAGCACAGCAGACAGGGACACACACAUGGAGGAGCUGGUGGACCAGGGUCUGGGGAUGGAGGAGACUGCCCACGGCCUGCUGAGGAGGCCGUCACUGAAGGAGAGCUAUCACAGUGAUUCAAUGCUGGCACCAGACACCGAUUUCAUGACAGAUGACCGCAGUUCAGCAGCCAGCGGCCUGGAUGUGGCCGACCGGCUGACCUAUCUGGAGCAGAGGAUGCAGAUGCAGGAAGAUGAAAUCCAGCUGUUGAAGAUGGCUCUGGCUGAUGUCCUCAAGAGGCUCAACAUCUCUGAGGAGCACCAGGCUGCUGCUGGCAGGAGAGCACCGGGUGCUAAAGCCAGGCCGGUAUCUCUGGCUCUGCCCUCCAGACCGCCCAUGGUGACCUCGACCUCUGGCGCCCUGAAGAAGAGCUCCACACUGCCCUCCAGCUCCACAGCUAGGAACUACAGCCCAACACCACCCCGAAGUGGGGUGAAGAGCCCACUGGGUAGUGUGAAGGAAAGUCCAUGUAAGACUGCCAAAUCAAGACCCACCUCUGCAGCCUCGACAUGUAAAAAACUUCAGGAGGGCAAGUCCAAGGAGGCUGCAGUAAGUGUAGGGACAAGACGUGUGACACACUGCAAAGUGACUAUGCAGAUCUAUCUGAGCCCCCAAGCAAGAAAGACUGGGUCUUCUGAGACCGCCAAAUCUGCGUCUGCGGUGCCUGCCAACAGCGGGCACGUGGCCACACCCAGCCAACCUCAGGCGAAGGGGGGCAGCAAGCCAGAGACGAAAAAAACAACUCCAUCCUUCACCUUAAACCUGCAGAAAACCACAACCAGCCAGAACACAUCACACGACACAUCCAGCUACAAGAGCCCCAUCAAGUCGCCCAGCCAGUACUUUCAGAUUUGUUACUGA
Messenger RNA from Xiphias gladius (swordfish), 909 nucleotides. Its product is annotated as echinoderm microtubule-associated protein-like 1. The record is from RefSeq and is a predicted model, not a curated record. NCBI's taxonomy places the organism in Eukaryota, Metazoa, Chordata, Actinopteri, Istiophoriformes, Xiphiidae. The coding region runs from base 1 to 909 and encodes 302 amino acids. The transcript is spliced from 7 exons.